Molecule: messenger RNA, 1257 nt
Organism: Emys orbicularis (European pond turtle)
Lineage: Eukaryota; Metazoa; Chordata; Testudines; Emydidae
Product: acyl-coenzyme A amino acid N-acyltransferase 1-like
Exons: 3
Coding region: 1-1257 (418 amino acids)
Biological process (GO): acyl-CoA metabolic process; fatty acid metabolic process
Cellular component (GO): peroxisome
Molecular function (GO): fatty acyl-CoA hydrolase activity
Source: RefSeq, a predicted model, not a curated record
AUGAUCCAGCUCCGGGUCACUCCUGAGACGUCGCUGGCCGACACGCCGGUGAGGAUCCACGUCUCCGGCCUAGCGCCCACCCAGCUGGUGACCCUGCAGUCGUCGCUGACGGACGAGAGGGGGGUGCACUUCCAGGCCCGAGCCUUCUACCGGGCAGACGAGGCUGGGGAGGUGGACGUGGAGCGGGCGGCUGCCACGGGGGGCGACUACGUGGGUGUCUGGCCCAUGGGCCUCUUCUGGUUCCUCAAGCCGGAGAAGCUCUUCCACAGGCUGAUGAAACGGGAUGUGAUGAGCGGCCCCUUUUGCUUCCAGCUUGACCUCUUUGACUCCUGCCAGCUUCUUCCCUCACCCCAGGUGGUGCCCCUGGCCACUUGCACCGUGGAGAGGUGGUACGUGGGCCCCGGAGUGGAGCGUGUCCCGAUCAAGGAGGGCCGGAUCCGAGGGACCCUAUUCCUGCCCCCUGGUCCAGGCCCCUUUCCGGGGGUGAUCGACAUGUUUGGCGGGGCCGGUGGGCUCAUUGAGUUCCGAGCCAGCCUGCUCGCCAGCCGGGGCUACGCCGUACUGGCGCUGGCGUUCUUUGGCUAUGACGACCUGCCACGGGUGCUGGCAGAGGUGGACCUGGAGUAUUUCGAGGAAGCAGCCAACCUGCUCUUGAAACACCCCAAGGUGAGAGGCCCAGGCCUCGGAGUGAUCGGGGUGUCCAAAGGGGCUGAGGUCACGCUGGCCAUGGCUGCCUUCUUAGAGCAGGUGGUGGCCGCCGUCUGGAUCAAUGGCACAGGAUUCCUGAAUGGCACGCCACUGCAUUACAAAGGGGUCCACAUCCCCCACAUCCCCUACUGCCCUGAGCGGCUGCUCAUCACAGAGAUGGGGGUCCUGGACAACUACCACGUCUUCAAGGACCCCCGGGACCCGGCCCACGCGGCUGCCGCCAUCCCUGUGGAGAAGGCUCAAGGGGAGGUGCUCUUCGUGGUGGGAGAAGCCGACCGCAAUUUUAACAGCAAACUGUUUGCUGAGAUGGCCAUAGAGAGGAUGAAGAGCCAUGGGAAGAAGAACUAUACCCUGCUCUCUUACCCCGGGGCCGGGCACCUGAUCGAACCGCCGGGGUCCCCAUUGUGCAGCAUCUCUCUGAUCCGGGGGAGCCCCAAACCUGUGCACUGGGGGGGUGAGCCAGAGCCCCAUGCCAAAGCUCAGGAGCAUUCCUGGCAGGAGAUCCUGAACUUCCUUGACCGCUGUCUCGUAACCACCAGCAACCUGUAA